AUGUAUUAUAUUACAGGACUGGGCGAUGGUUGGGGUACACUCCCGCCCACUCCCAACCCGCAUGAGAUGGCAAUCAAAGAGCUGGGAUCGCAUUUACUUCAGACCCUGGACGGUUUCGUAUUCGUGGUGGCACCGGACGGCAAAAUCAUGUACAUAUCGGAAACGGCGUCCGUGCACCUAGGACUAUCACAAGUGGAGCUGACGGGCAACAGUAUAUUCGAGUACAUACACCCGGCCGACCACGACGAGAUGACCUCGGUGCUCAAUCUGUACCCCCCUUUCCAGGCACACACCCACUCAUCAAAUAUGGCUCAAACCGACUUCGAGGUCGAGAAAUCGUUUUUCUUACGGAUGAAGUGUGUGUUGGCUAAGCGUAACGCCGGCCUCACCUCCGGUGGAUAUAAGGUGAUUCACUGCAGCGGCUAUCUGAAAGUAAAACACUACAGUAUGGAUCAGUCGCCGUACGAUAUAUGCUACCAGAACCUGGGGCUGGUAGCCGUGGGCCACUCCCUACCUCCCAGUGCAAUCACCGAAAUUAAGAUGUAUAGCAAUAUGUUCAUGUUCAGGGCCAGUUUGGAUCUCAAAUUGAUAUUUUUGGACGCGAGAGUGUCUCAUUUGACUGGCUAUGAGCCGCAAGAUUUGAUUGAAAAAACUCUUUACCAUUACAUACAUGGAAGUGAUAUCCAAAACAUGAGAUUUUCACAUCAGACUCUGCUGACCAAAGGUCAGGUGACGACUAAAUACUACCGUUUUUUGUCCAAACCCUACGGCUGGGUGUGGAUGCAAUCGUACGCCACUAUAGUCCACAAUAGUAGGUCAUCCCGGCCUCACUGUAUAGUAUCUGUGAAUUAUGUCUUAAGUGAAGCGGAAGUACGGGAAUACCAGCUCCAGUUGGAUCAGGUCGAGGGUCACUACAGUCGCGAGUCGUUAGCAUACAACAAAUCAAAGCCCACCAGAAAUAAAAACAAUAGGCGCUCCCCGUAUACGACUACCACCACCACCACCCCCGCCGCCACAUCCAGCAAUACAUCCAACGAUAAUACAUUCACCACCGAUGGCCACACCAUUAGCACCGCCGAUACCGGGGCUAUAGUUCCCAACUUCAGUGAACUUAAUGCUAAUCAAUGCAUGAAUUUCGGUGUCUAUGACGAGAGGGCUAACCAGUGGACGGGCCUUAACCCACGAUCCCUGAGCUAUGCAUUCAAUUACGACAAUAGUCUGUAUUAUUUCGGCGAACACGAGGACAGGUAUAGGGCGACGGCGCCGGCACUCAUCGCCCACGACAUCACCGCAUACCAGCCGUACUGUCCGCUGGAGACGGCUUUCCACGAGUCAAACCCGUCACCGGAUAACGGCGCCCAAAACGGUCACAUCCCAGCCCCGGAGGACAGUAGUGUCAGGGGCUAUACGGAGGGCAACCUAAAUGUGUUGCGAAACGGUAGCCCAGACGACGACAUACAACGAAUCAAUCCAUUGUUACCGUCGAUGAGGAACGGGAAGAACAUCUUCGCCGAAGUGCUGCUCCGGAAUGUCUACUCAGACGCCGAUAACAAUAACAGUGCGGACAUGCUGUCCACCACUACCGCCGGCACCGGUAUCAACGGGAACGACACACUCAUGCCGUACGGCAAACCCAUAGCCAUAGCCAGCGAUAUAUCAUCUAAUUCUUCGUCGUCCUCAUCAGACAUCAGUGCAAUCAAUACGGAUGCGAACGGAAAGGGAUCUGUCAUUAAGUACCUGUCGGACGGCACGGCCUACACGACCGCCGCUAGUCAUCUGAAGUAUUUCGCUGAUCACAGCCCUCCCGGUGCCGCACAACAGCACCCGAACUCAUCAUUCCUGAGCCAUAGUAGCGUAGGGCUGGAGGACAGGGAGGCAUCGCUGGGCGCCGUGGGAUCUCCCUAUACGUCGGUGAUAGUCGAGGCCCAACACUACCAGCCCUUCGCCAGCGGUUAUGUUCAAUGAGUGGUGUUUUUCACAUCCAUUUCCACUUUGUUUUCUCUUUCUAUCCCUAUCUCUAUCUGUUAUGACUAUCUGUUUUCAACAACUUUUAGCAAAUAAUUAAUUGAUU
Oppiella nova is the source of this 2071-nucleotide messenger RNA. The record is from the annotation of a GenBank genome assembly. Lineage: Eukaryota; Metazoa; Arthropoda; Arachnida; Sarcoptiformes; Oppiidae.